Carassius gibelio (silver crucian carp) is the source of this 3018-nucleotide messenger RNA. RefSeq lists its product as uncharacterized. Bases 43 to 1452 code for a protein of 469 amino acids. The record is from RefSeq and is a predicted model, not a curated record. The transcript has 4 exons. NCBI's taxonomy places the organism in Eukaryota, Metazoa, Chordata, Actinopteri, Cypriniformes, Cyprinidae.
CAUGGAUCAUCUUCUCCAAACACUGGUGCCUAUAGCAGCAGCAUGCUUCAGGGGAGGUCCCUUAGAGACUCAAGAAACCUCUCUGAAAAAAAUGCCAGGAAAUCAUUCACAGCCAAAGCUCUGCUCAUAGCAUGUGGAGUGAGAUGCGUCCUGUCACCACGACCCUCCAAAAGCUCCACAUCACCAGCCCAUAAAGACGAGAGAGACCGAGCUCAUUCCAUCUCUGCAGGAGGACAGAAGUACAGUAGAGACUGUGUUGAAACAGAGGGUGAGCUGAAGGUAUGGGAUGCAUUCACUGUGAUAAAAAGAACUGAGGAGAGAGAGCGAGCGAGAAGCAGUACACACAGACACAGAGUCCCGCUGGAUUCAAGCCAGCGGCCUUCCACUGUCCCACUGGAUAAUCAGACGGGACGCCGAGCACUACGCACACCAGAAACUCCCAUGUGCGAGAUUAUCUGGAGAAGAAAACAUGAACAACCUCAGCAUUUUAAUGAAGAUGAGCGUCCCAAUCUGACCCCAUUACUACAUCUCUACCUGCCUUCAUCAUAUCAGCCGCAGGAGCAGGGAGAAGAUACACCGGGACAGGAAAACAGCAGCUCAGAGGUUCACGGGAAGCAAGACGUCACCGAGGAACCCAGAGAGCGUGACAUCACCACGGAGAACCAAAAACAAGACCUCACCAUCAAUAAAACAGAAGAUGAAGGACAGAAUGGUUUCACAGAUGGCAUACGAUAUGAUAUUACAGAUACCUGGGAGAAUGACAUACAGAAAGACACUCCUGAGGAAACUUUUGAGACUGACCCGACUGAGGGAAAACGUCCACAGGACAUCACAGAUGACAACAGACAACAUGAAAUCACGGGAAAUCAAUGCGAUGUUGACAAAUCUUUUAAUAUCGUAGAAGACAAACAAGCAUAUGACUUAACAGAGAAGACUGAAGGAACAGAUGGGAUAUACAGGAGAAGCAGAUCUAACAGAAGUCUACACAAAGCAUCUGAUGCCAGACUCAUGGUCAAAACACGUUAUCUAGCCACAGCUACAGCGCUAACGUUCCCGUCUCCCAUGACCCGAGAAAAUCCCUCUCCCGCUCUUAGCGUCCUGCCAUCGUUUUAUGGAACUUCAUUUGGCUAUCGCAUCAGAACGACGUCUGAACCGUGCCGAUCCAAAACAAGGAGCAGAAACGCCUGUGAUGAUGACAGCAGAUUCACACAGCCCACGAAUGACAUGCAACAUUCCAUAGAAAUAAAAGGAAACCCCUGCUUACUGCAAACAAGGGCUGGAGCGCCAGGCGGCCCCCACCCCAAAAUAAUGAGCACUGAGAGGGGGUCCCAGCCUCGUAAAAUGAAAACCAGCAAGAUGUUUUUGUGGGGACCAGAGGGGCCCCGAGAGACUAAGGCUGUGUGUGAGCUAUACAGAGCUGUGAACAGGUGGAGAAGCCAGGAUCAGGUCUGAGAGGGGCCUUUCAUUCCUUUCCAAUACAGAAAAUCUGCUUUGCAAAAAAAUGUUUGAUUGAAUCAAAGCAGAACAGACUGAUACAUUAGACCACUUUGGGUUUAACAACUCGAAUGUGUUAUGGCUUUGAGAAGAACUGCUUUAGCACUGGCUCCACGGUUCAGCGAGAAAGUGUGAUAGACUUUUUUAGGUUUCCUGACACCCAUCUGGUGUUCCUCAGUGAAUGGCAAUUAAGGGAUAUUGACAAGAAAGAUUAUGAUCCAUUGAAAAUAAAAUCCCUGCAUGUUAGGUCUCUCUCACUCUGACUUGAUAUAACAUCAUCUAAAUUUGUAACUGAAUCCAAGAAUCAUGUCUGGCGACUGUCUUUCAGCACUGGGGAAUGAUAUAAUGAUAUAUAUUUUGAAGGCUGAAAAGAAAAAUGCCUCUGCAGCUGUUGAUUAUGAAACUAAAUGACAUAUUUAAGUGAUGUGUUGAGCAGACUAAAUGUUCAAUUACAGACACUGUGAUAUUAGUUUCAUGAGUUGUUUUGUCAACAUAUCCUUAUAAUAUCUCAAUAUAUCUAUAAACUAUACCCUAUACACUACAAUGUUCAAAAGUUUUGCGUCAGUCAGAUUUAAAUACUUUUUUUUUAAAUUAUCUAAUGUCUAGCAAGCCUGCAUUUAUUUGAUCAGAAUACAGCAAAAACAAUAAUGCUGUAAAAAUAUAAAAGAAAAAAGAGUUUUCUAUUUGAAUAUAUUUUUAAAUGUAAUUUAUUCCUGUGGUCAAAGCUGAUUUUUCAGCAUUAUUACUCCAGUCUUCAGUGAUUCUUUAGAAAUCAUUCUAAUAAGCUGAUUUGCUGCUUAAGAAACACUUUAUUAUUAUGAUACAUCUUAUUAUUAGCAAUAUUGAAAACGGCUUAGCAUUUUUGCUGGAAACUGAUACUUUUUCAGAAUUUUGGGAUGAACAUAAUGUUGAUAUAUAUUUCUCUAAAUCACAGUCAUUCUUUUUAGACUGAUUUAUUAUAUCCAUAUGCUACUGCUGUAAUAUGUUGAAUGAAUUAUUCAGAUUCUGAACUUGUACAAAAAGUGUCAGCAACUUGAGACUUUCGUCAAUGCCAUCAAUGAUCUGAUUAAAUGAAAACUACAUUGAUAUAAAGCAGCAGGGUUGUGUGGAAAUCCAGAGGUCUCUGACUCCCAGUGAUCUGCAGCUAUUUCAUCAAAGUAACAUGUGAGUUCAGCAUCUUUUUUUAGAGUCCAUUUACUUGACAAAUUAGGUUACUUGCUUGUUUUAAGUUUGUUUUAAUGAAUCUAAUUAUUUAUUAUAAGGCAAUGAAUGGCGUCAUCACGCUAUGUCUCACAUUGUCAAAUAGCAUGGAAAAGAAGAAAAGGUUUUGAAAAUGUUGUAAACAAAUAAAACAAAUUUGUUCAAGAUGGUGUUCGGGUUUGAUCUUUGAUCCAUCUGUGAAAUGUAAUACGUACACAUUAGAUUUCCUAGGAUGAACUGUAUAACAUUAAUAUGAGAACAUCUGCUGCCCUCUAGUGGUCACUGGCUGCUGUUGGCCAGAGAAAAGCUCCCUUAAACCUGGGG